This is a messenger RNA of Punica granatum (pomegranate), 1661 nucleotides long. Lineage: Eukaryota; Viridiplantae; Streptophyta; Magnoliopsida; Myrtales; Lythraceae. The record is from RefSeq and is a predicted model, not a curated record.
GAGAGAGAGAGAAGAAGAAGAAAAUCCAGAUGGUGACGUGGCUGGCGGCGCUACAGUCAACGGGUAAAUAGUGAAAACCUCACUCUCUCUCUAUAUCCCUGUGUGCUCAGAUAGGGUUUAGGGAACUUCGCUCAAGCUCGUCUGCCCCCGGAAAUGGAUUCCAACGGAGCCGCCGGAACUGCGAUCCGCCGGGAAAUCGAAUCGCUCAACGCAGCUAAGGCCGACAUAGAGAGCCGAAUAUCAGCUCUGGAGGCCCAGCUCCGCGACAUGGACCAUGGAACCGGAGCCAUCUCGAGCAACGGCUCCUGUACCCUGGCCGCCCCCGUCGACCUGGGCCUUGAGCAUGGCCUCUCGCCUGAUAUGAUUUACAGAUACAGCCGGCAGCUCUUGCUCCCUUCUUUCGGAGUUCAAGCUCAGUCGAAUCUGUGGAAGUCGUCGAUUCUCGUUGUGGGAGCCGGAGGUUUGGGAUCCCCUGCUCUGCUAUACCUAGCAGCUUGCGGCGUCGGUCGGUUGGGUAUUGUGGACAAUGAUGUGGUUGAGCUGAACAAUAUGCACAGGCAGAUUAUCCAUACCGAAGCUUACAUUGGUCGGCCCAAAGUGGAGUCUGCCGCUGCUGCUUGUCGUGCGGUCAACUCGACCAUUCAGAUCGUGGAACACAAAGAGGCCUUACGCACUUCCAAUGCUCUGGAAAUUAUGAGCAAAUAUGACAUAGUUGUGGAUGCGACAGAUAACGCUCCGAGCCGCUACAUGAUCAGUGAUUGCUGCGUGGUACUGGGCAAGCCUCUUGUAUCGGGAGCUGCUAUUGGAUUCGAAGGGCAGCUUACAGUGUACAACUAUAAGGGAGGCCCAUGCUACCGUUGCUUGUUUCCAACUCCACCGCCUACCACAGCAUGUCAAAGAUGUUCGGAUAGCGGAGUUCUUGGUGUUGUUCCUGGUAUCGUUGGCUGUCUUCAAGCCCUGGAGGCCAUUAAGAUUGCAAGUGAAGUUGGUGAACCACUCUCUGGGAGGAUGCUCUUGCUUGAUGCAUUAUCAGCACGAAUUCGGAUUGUGAAGAUCAGAGGGAGGUCAUUGGAAUGUGCGGCAUGCGGUGAAAACACAGGAUUCACAAAAGAACAAUUCCGGAUAUUUGACUAUGAGAAGUUCACUCAGUCUCCAAUGCUCGCAUCACCAUUGAAGUUAAAUCUUCUUCCGCAAGACUCCAGAAUAAGCAGCAAAGAGUACAGCGAGAUAGUUAAGAAUGGGGAAGCACACGUUCUGGUGGACGUGAGGCCUGCACACCACUUCAAGAUCGUCUCUCUCCCCCGAGCUUUGAACGUCCCGCUCCCGACCUUAGAGAGUCGGGUGGCUGAGAUCUCCUCAGCGCUGAAGGGAGUGGAGAUGCAAGACGGCAAAGGUGCAAGCUUAUACGUUGUUUGUAGAAGAGGUAAUGAUUCUCAACGAGCCGUGGAGUACCUUCAGAAGGUAGGGUUCCCUUUUGCAAAGGAUAUAGUCGGAGGAAUUGAGGGUUGGGCUCGUGAUGUAGACCCAAACUUCCCAACCUAUUAGCCAUUGUUGCGGCCUAUUUGUGGUAUAUGUAAAUCAUUUCCAAUGUACCUCGACAACAUAAAAGAGACAGAGACGGGGAUUGCUUACUUUAACACACAGUUACACAGGUACCAUAA